GCAUCCCGAUGUCCGUGUCAGGGCGGCCAGCCCUGCCCGCCCUGCUGCUGGCUGUGGCCCUGUCUUCUUUCUGCUCCGCCACAUCUGGAGAUGAAGCACGAAACCGGCUGUUGAUGAGAGAGAAGAUGAUGCGGCUCGGGGGGCAGCUGGUGCUGAAGCCGGAGGAGGAGCUGGCCAACCAGAGGCUCGGGGCCCUCAAGGAGGCUGAGAUGCAGGAGGCCCUGAGGACGGGGAGCAUCCCACCCAGCAUGCACUUCUUCCAAGCCAAGAGCCUCAUUGAGAAAAGUGCGGUGUUCAACAUCCUGAAGAAGAUGCCAAAAGGGGCUGCCUUACACGUCCACGACUUCAGCAUCGUCAGCGUGGACUGGCUGGUGAGAAACGCCACCUACAGGCCCCACUGCUAUUUCUGCCUCACCCCGAGGGGGACCCCGCAGUUCAGAUUUGCUCGCUCGACGCCCCCCACCCUGAACACAACAGAAUGUCCCGAGUGGGUUUUGCUGGAGAAGUUUCGAAAGGGGCUGCCGAAUAUCACCGAGUUUGACCACAGCCUGCUGAGGAAUUUCACUCUGAUGACCGAGAACCCCCAGGCGACUUAUGCAAACCAGGACGUGGUCUGGGCCAAGUUCGAGACCAUCUUCGUGGCGAUCGGGGGCCUCGUGAGCUACGCCCCGGUAUUCCGAGACUACAUCUCCCAGGGCCUGGAGGAGUUCUACCAGGACAACGUGCUCUACCUGGAGCUCAGAACCAUGCUGUACCCGGUCUCUACUCUCCUGGGUAUCCUGGAUGACCCCCUUUUCCUGGGAUAUGUCCACACGUCCUUGAGGUCGGCCCAGGUGUAUGAACUGAACGGGUCGGUCUACAGCCCAGAGUGGUCGGUGAGGUUGUACGAAGAAGUGGCUCGUAAUUUUGCAAAAGAGCAUCCUGGGUUUCUUGGAAUCAAACUCAUUUAUUCGGAUCACAGGUCCAAAGAUGCGUCCGCCGUCACGAAAUCCAUCCAGACAGCCAUGGAACUUCGAGCCAAGUUCCCCGGGAUGGUGGCGGGGUUUGACCUGGUGGGGCGAGAGGACACGGGCCACUCCCUGUAUGAGUACAAGGAGGUGUUGAUGAUACCAGCCUCGCGGGGCUUUGAGCUGCCUUACUUCUUCCACGCCGGAGAGACAGACUGGCAGGGUACUUCCGCAGACAGAAACGUUCUGGAUGCCCUGAUACUGAACUCGACCAGGAUUGGCCAUGGGUUUGCUUUGAGCAAACACCCGGCCGUCUGGGCUGAGGCUCGGAAGAAGGACAUCCCCAUCGAAGUCUGUCCCAUCUCCAACCAGGUGCUGAAGCUGGUGUCUGACCUAAGAAACCACCCCGCAGCGGUGCUGAUGGCCGCCGGCUACCCCAUGGUCAUCAGCUCUGAUGACCCCGCUACUUUUGGAGCCAAAGGCUUGUCCUAUGACUUCUACGAGGCCUUCAUGGGCAUCGGGGGGAUGACGGCUGACCUGAGAACACUCAAACAGCUGGCCAUGAACUCCAUCAGGUACAGCGCCCUGUCGGAGCCCGAGAAGCAGUUUGCCAUGGCAACCUGGGCGGAGAGGUGGCAGAAGUUUGUGGCCCAGCUGGCAAGGGGCCCCAAGUGAGGAGACGGCCGUCGGUCACCGCUGCCUCUGCUUCCCUCCGUCCCGGCCUCACCUUCUCUCAGCCGGUCCGGAACCCAGGGGAGUCACCUCCGUCUCUUUACCAGAACCGACCUGCGAAGGCCACCCUCAGCCUCCACCUUGCCCAACCUCUCAGAGCUCUCAUCAGUGGACCCCACGCACCCCGUGGAAGGUCCUCCCUCGGCCUCGGUGACACAGCCCCUCCGGGUUCCUGCUUCCCUCCGGCCGCAGCUCCCGGGGGGGCCCCGUCCCCGAGCUCCUCUCGGCCUGAUCUCGGGUGGGCGUCCCUCAGCUCAGCCCUGCGCUUUUGUCUGGGCUGCUUUCCUCGCCUUUCGUCUCUUCCCUCCACACUCUUCUCCUGGGUGGUCUCGUCUACUCCUUCCUGCUUGUUGGUGACUCCCAAACCUCUGGAUGGCUCCCAAUCGAUACACUCGAUGGCCCACGGGAGCCGCGGACACCGGCGCCGAGCAGCACGUCCCUCCCAGGCGCCUCGGUGACUGGCAUCUCCGUCCACGGUGCAGAGGUCGCCAGAGGUCGCCAGAGGUCACCAGAGGUCGUCAGAGGUCACCAGAGGUCACCAGGGGAGUCCUUGAUGCUCCUGUUCACCCAGUCUCCCCCCCACCGCUGCGGCCUGACCUCCGGCUGCUGUACGCGCGCUGGCCCGACUCACAACGGUCCCUAGCUGCUCUCUCCCUUCUCUUUGCCCUUUCCAGCUCAUUCUCCCGCAGCAAUGACUAUUUAAAGUUAAAUUAGGGGCUUCCCGGGUGGCGCAGUGGUUAAGGAUCCGCCUGCCAAUGCAGGGGACACGGGUUCGAGCCCUGGUCCGGGGAGAUCCCACAUGCCGCGGAGCAACUAAGCAGGUGCGCCACAACUACUGAGCCUGCGCUUUAGGCCCUAUGAGUCACAACUACAGAGCCCGUGAGCCACAACUACUGAAGCCCGUGCGCCUAGAGCCCGUGCUCCACAGCAAGAGAAGCCACCGCAAUGAGAAGCCCGUGCACCACCACGAAGAGUAGCCCCCGCUCGCCGCAACUAGAGAAAGCCUGUGUGCAGCAAGGAAGACCCA
Messenger RNA from Physeter macrocephalus (sperm whale), 2706 nucleotides. It is a transcript of the gene ADA2, whose product is annotated as adenosine deaminase 2. The transcript is spliced from 10 exons. Gene Ontology annotation, molecular function: adenosine deaminase activity. Lineage: Eukaryota; Metazoa; Chordata; Mammalia; Artiodactyla; Physeteridae. The record is from RefSeq and is a predicted model, not a curated record. Bases 9 to 1622 code for a protein of 537 amino acids. Gene Ontology annotation, biological process: adenosine catabolic process; inosine biosynthetic process.